This is a messenger RNA of Ipomoea triloba (trilobed morning glory), 1384 nucleotides long. RefSeq lists its product as uncharacterized. The transcript has 6 exons. Bases 104 to 1195 code for a protein of 363 amino acids. The record is from RefSeq and is a predicted model, not a curated record. NCBI's taxonomy places the organism in Eukaryota, Viridiplantae, Streptophyta, Magnoliopsida, Solanales, Convolvulaceae.
UCUUAACUGUCGGCUCUGAGCUCCCACGCAAAAACUCAUAUAUUCACUUUCCAUUUUGUAUCAGAAAGCCCAAAUCGGAUCAUAUUUCUUGGCAUUCCCGAGAAUGGAAGUAGCUGUAAUUGAUUGGAAGAAUUUGGAUUCAAGGUUUGUGAAGGAUGACAUUCUUGAACAGUUCAAUGCUCCUCAGUGGGUGGAUUUCUCCGGCGCCGAUGGCGUCGUCGACGACGAAGCUUGGUUCUGCCGACCCGAUUGCAAUCAUCCCAAGACUGUAGAGGAUUUCCAUAAAGCUGCAGCAACCCUAACUCCAAAGCUUCAGAAGUCAUCUGGUGUUUCUGAGAUUCCUCUUAUGAGGGAGCGAAUUCGAAGGAUUUUUGAAGAUAGUGAGAAUCAGAACCCGAACACAGGGACUCCUCCUCGAUUCAAACCUAAGCUUAUGAUGAAGGAGGCAAUCAAGUCGAGUGCGGAGAAGAAGACUGUUGAUGAUAACUCAUUGCCAAAGGAACAGACUCCAAGGUUGAGAAGCACCAAUUCUGCAAGGAAUCUGUUUUCUGGUGUGGAUUUGCUGGGCCGGGUGACGGAGUUUUGUAAUGAGUUGAAGAAGUUGACAGUAAGGGCUAAGGAGAAGGAGAGGAUUGGGAAUGAGAAUGUGGAGAGGACUCCAUUAAUGGUGAAUAAACAAGAGGUGAAAGGGGAGUUUAGUGAUGAAAACAAAGAUUUGGCUGAGAUUGAAAAGGAGAAGACUCCACUGUUUGAAUUGAGUGUAAAGAAGAAUGAUACAAUGGGAAAGAACAUUCUCAAAGAAAAGCAGAGAAUGAAGCAAAGAAAUGAAAAUGCAGAAAACACCCCAAUCACCAUUGAUGUGAAGAGCGCUAAGCGGACUGGAGAUGAGAGCUUAUCAUCACAAAUCCGGACGUGCCCUCCAACGCCUCAAUGUUUCUCAGCCAGCCAUGGCCCCCGAUCAACCAAAGCUGCUACUCCACCUAAGGCUUUUCGCUCAAGGCCUCCGGAAAUGAUGCAGGGAAGAGGAAUUCUCCAAGAGUUGGGAAAAAGCAGCAGGAAUGAUAGAAAGGAGGAACCUGGAAACAAAAUUAAAGAUGGAGGAAGAAGAGAAGCUUCUUCUUCUGCUGUCAUUGAAAGUGAAGCAAGAGGGUUAGAUGUCUUCUGGUUCUUAAAGCCCUGCACACUUUCUACCUAAAUCUGCAUAUACUAUAUUUUUAAAUUCUAUGAUUCAUUCAUUCUUUUCUUCUUUGUUUACUCAUAGAAAUCCUUAGAUGUUGGCAGUUAGAAAUGUCUGCAGUGCCAUUGUCUUUAUUCUUUCUGUUAUUUGAGGGAACAUAAGUUGUAACCAUCAUCUUAUAAUACUUUGAUUUACAAAAUCACCCGC